Messenger RNA from Erinaceus europaeus (western European hedgehog), 2436 nucleotides. RefSeq names its product tripartite motif-containing protein 75-like. The transcript has 3 exons. Gene Ontology annotation, molecular function: zinc ion binding; protein binding. NCBI's taxonomy places the organism in Eukaryota, Metazoa, Chordata, Mammalia, Eulipotyphla, Erinaceidae. The record is from RefSeq and is a predicted model, not a curated record. Bases 445 to 1878 code for a protein of 477 amino acids.
CAACCCCGGUUGCUAUUUUCUUGGUCCAGGAUCCAGGAGAAUCCGCUGCUCUGCAGAGAGAAGAAGCCCUUGGUCCUCAGCACAGAGCCCCAGCUGAGCAGAGCCUCUCAGAAGGAUCCAGGAGAAUCAGCUGCUCUGCAGAGAGAAGAAGCCCUUGGUCCUCAGCACAGAGCCCCAGCGGGGCAGAGCCUUUCAGAGGGCAGAAGACCCAACAGAAGAAGGUUCCAGUUCCUGCUACUGACACACAUUGGAGAGGAAGUCCUACCAGCAGAGGAGCAGCUCCUGCCCCCAGCAGCCCAUCUGGGACUCCUCCCUCCCCUAGGAGCCUCCUGAGCUUCUUAGCUGCAGGGAGAGGCUGAGAGAAUCCUGCUGCCUCCCAGGUCCAGGUCUGCUCCUGGGCAGCAGCCUUGCAGAGACAGUGUCCUGGGAUUGAGCGACUGCAGCAUGGACCAGGAAGGCUUCUUGGAGGAGCUGCGGGCACAGGCCAGCUGCCCCAUGUGCCUGGAAAUCCUGAGGGACCCUAUGACCCUGGCCUGCGGGCACAACUGCUGUGAGUCCUGCCUGCAGCAGCUCUGGGAGGGCCUGCUGGACGUGUUCCCCUGCCCAGUCUGCCAGCACCACUGCACCCCUGGGGGGCAGCGGGUCAACAUCCAGCUGAGGGUCCUGGGAGACCUGCUGAGGCAGCUGCCUGGCACAGAAACCAGGAAGAGGAAGAGGCAGGCAGAGGGCCCGUGGUGCCCGCAGCACCCACAGCAGGUGCUCAGCCUCUUCUGUGAGCAGGACCUGGAGCUGGUGUGCGCCCAGUGUGGGUUGUCCUGUGAGCACAGCGGGCACGACCUGACCCCUGCCCCCAAGGCAGCCGCUCAGCACAGGCAGAGGCUCAAGGCCUACCUGCAGCCCCUCAAGAAGCAGCUUGCUGAUGCUCUGCGGGGCUUACAGCUGCAGGGCAGAGAGACAGAGGUCCUGAGCCUGCAGGUGCAGGCUCUCAAGGCAGAGCUGGACAGUGACUUGCAGGAGAGUCAGCAGUUCCUGCAGAGGUAUCUGGAGGUCACAGACGCCCAGAUCUUCAGGGCCAUGGAGACUCUUUACCAAACCCAGGAGAGCAGAGACCAGCUGUUGGCGCACAGCUCCUCCCUCCAGGCUCUGGAGAGGGAGCUCGCCAGGACCAGCCUGCAGACAGACACCCAGCUCCUGCUCAGAGGCCCAGAAGUUCGCCAGCUGCUGAAAAGAUGUGAAGACUUCAAGGGCCCGGAAGCCAGCUCCUUCCAGUCCCAGGAGGCCGGCCCUAGUCUCCCCCACCACUACAUGGGCACCUACUCCAUGAUCACCAGGUUCCAGACCCCAGUGAGCCUGGACCCCGAAACGGCUCACUGCAGUCUGCUAGUGGGUGGCUGCAGCAAGAUGGUCUUGUUCCCACGGGACACGGAGGACACUGGCUAUGAGGCCAAGGCCACAGGCUUUACUUCCCACAUGGCCAUCCUGGGCUCCCAGACCUUUGAGUCCGGCCGGCAUUUCUGGGUAGUGAAAAUCUCGGGCAAGGGCACCUGGGCCUUGGGAGUGUGCAAGGCCUCCUUCCCCAGACAUGCCCUACAGCCCCCGUCCCCAAGUCUGGGCUGCUGGCACCUGGAGCAGCAGGUUGACUCGGGCCCAGACUCUGCUCACAGCCAUGCUAACCACGACUGGGACAGCGACAUCGACAGCCUGCGCAUCGGGGUCUUCCUGGACUAUGAGCUCGGCGAGCUCUCCCUCUACCACAUGCAGCACAGAGCCCUCAUCGCCACCAUCCACGACACCUUCUCCGACAGCCUGCUGCCCUACUUCUCUGCUAGGCCCGAGUCCCCGACCCUCUCCAUGAAGAUCAUCACCCAGAAAGCCUGAAGCCCGUGGACGCUGUCCUUUCUCUGACUCUGCCCUUCUCAUCUUCCUCCAGUCUCUUGGACAUCAAGCAAAUGCAGAGAGCACUGUGAUUCCAAACACCUUAAAACAGACACUUUUUCCUCCUGUGCUGCUGGUGGGAAUAUACCUUCAUCCAACCUCUGUGGAGAACCUUCUGCAGAACUCUCAGAAAUCUAGAAAUGGACCUAUGUAUGCUAUGAUCCUGCAAUUCCUCACCAGAGAACCCAACAUACCCUUCCAAAAACAUCUAUGUGCACAUCUGUUGUUAGCAGCACAAUCUGUAAUAGAGAAAACCUCGAAGCAGGCCAGGUGUCCAACAACAGCAGAUGAGUGGCUGAGCAAGUUGUGGUACAUAUACACAAUGGAAUACUACUCAGCUAUGAAAAAUAGUAAUCUCACCAUUUUAAGCUGAUCUUGGAUGGACCUUGAAAAAAUCAUGUUAAGUCAAAUAAGGCAGAAAGUGAAGCAUGAAUAUGGGAUGGUCUCACUCUCAGGCAGAAGUUGAAAAACAAGAUCAGAAGAGAAAACACAAGGAGAACC